AGUCGGGGCAGGGGGAGAGCCGUGAAGAUGGCGGCAGUGGUGGAGGUGGAGGUUGGAGGAGGUGCUGCUGGGGAACGGGAGCUGGAUGAGGUCGACAUGUCAGACCUCUCCCCAGAGGAGCAAUGGAGGGUCGAGCACGCACGCAUGCAUGCCAAGCAUCGUGGCCACGAAGCCAUGCACGCUGAAAUGGUCCUCAUCCUCAUCGCUACCUUGGUGGUGGCCCAGCUGCUCCUGGUGCAAUGGAAGCAGAGGCAUCCCCGCUCCUACAAUAUGGUGACCCUCUUUCAGAUGUGGGUUGUUCCCCUCUAUUUCACAGUGAAGCUGCACUGGUGGAGGUUCCUAGUGAUCUGGAUCUUGUUCUCUGCCGUCACAGCCUUUGUCACCUUCCGAGCCACCCGAAAACCUCUAGUUCAGACCACCCCAAGGUUGGUUUACAAGUGGUGCCUGCUGAUCUAUAAAAUCAGCUAUGCCACUGGCAUUGUUGGCUACAUGGCAGUGAUGUUUACCCUCUUUGGUCUUAACUUAUUAUUCAAGAUCAAGCCUGAAGAUGCCAUGGACUUCGGCAUUUCGCUCCUCUUCUAUGGCCUCUACUAUGGAGUUCUGGAGCGGGACUUUGCAGAGAUGUGUGCAGACUACAUGGCAUCUACCAUAGGGUUCUACAGCGAGUCAGGCAUGCCUACCAAACACCUUUCGGACAGCGUGUGUGCUGUGUGUGGGCAGCAGAUCUUCGUGGACGUCAGCGAAGAGGGCAUCAUCGAGAACACCUACAGGCUGUCCUGCAAUCAUGUAUUCCACGAGUUCUGCAUCCGCGGCUGGUGCAUUGUGGGGAAGAAGCAGACGUGUCCCUAUUGCAAAGAGAAGGUAGACCUCAAGAGGAUGUUCAGCAAUCCCUGGGAGAGGCCUCACGUCAUGUAUGGGCAGCUGCUAGACUGGCUGCGGUACCUGGUAGCCUGGCAGCCGGUCAUCAUUGGUCUGGUGCAAGGCAUCAACUACAUCCUGGGCCUGGAGUAGCGGAGAGCUCCGUGGAGAACCCCCUGCUCACCGCGGACCUCAGGGCACUCUCCUCCCUGCCCAGAGACCUGGGUGGGAAAGACUCAAAGGGGCGCUUGGGCCACUCAGGACCCCUCCGGCUGUGCCUGGGAUGGGGGAGGGAGGGGUACGAUGGAGAGCCAGCCAGUGGGGCUGUCAGCAGUUGGGGCUUUUUAAAAGAAAACUAUUUUGAUGAAUAUAUUUAGAAAACCUUUUUUAUUGUGGAGCAUAGGAACUGCCCCCUGCAGGCCGCCCCCUCCCUGCUCAAGCAGGUGGGAGCAGAGCCGUGGUGUCGAGGAGGCUUCUCACCCCUGGCUGAGAACACCUGUGGGUUCUCAGAUAGCUGAAAGCCUCAGCCCACCCACUCCCCUCUCCUUCCCUCGGUGGGGCUCAAGCUUGGGACACUCGGUUCGAUGUGGAAGAGCUGGCGACUUAGCCUGGUGCCUCCAAGGAGCCCUGGGAGGUGAACUGUGGACACGGGGUGGGGGUGUGUCUGACCUGACCCGACCCCCUUGCCCAGGAGCUGUAGGCUAAUUGAGGAAAGCGAGACCUGCUCCAUGAGUUCCUAGCAGGGAAACCCUGAACCUCGGAAGUCACUGAUGUGUUUGGAGACAACUGAAAGAAUCAGGAGCCCUACGACGGGGCCAGGGUCGGAGUCCGGAGUCGGCAGGGAUAGAGGCCACCCGCAUGUGGUCGGGCUGUGGGGUCUUCUGUCGGCAGCAGCGCCCGGGGCCCCCUUGUGCAAACUGAUUCUUCAGCUCGGAAGUGGUGACAUGUGCCAAAGGCCAUCCUGCCACCACAUCACUUCCUUCCCGAAAAACCUGAGUCAGAGUGUGUGCGCGUGUCAUGCACACGACAGGACUGUGACACUGUUAUGUGGGUCCGCUUCUCUUUGUCAUCAGAUAACAUGCUUUGGAAGCUGGGGAUUCCCAGCCCAGGGAGCAUCCGCAUGUGGGCUUUGUCAUUCACGGGCCAGACCGGGGCCUGACCCAGGAGUGGCGUGGGUGGUAAGCCAAGGCCCAGGUGAGCUCAGGUUCUGAGAAGGGGCUUCCAGGCAAGCCCAAGCCUUGGUCCUGGGGGUUUUGAAGAAACUGGGAGGACAAACAUGGCCCUGAGUGCUGGGUUUCUAAGGAAUGUGGCCCUUCCAGGACAGCGAGGACCAAGCAGGAUCUUGUCGCUCCGUCUGAAUAAAGCUCCGUGAGCUGGGUUGGAA
Molecule: messenger RNA, 2242 nt
Organism: Tupaia belangeri chinensis (Chinese tree shrew)
Lineage: Eukaryota; Metazoa; Chordata; Mammalia; Scandentia; Tupaiidae
Gene: RNF121
Product: ring finger protein 121
Exons: 9
Coding region: 28-1011 (327 amino acids)
Biological process (GO): ERAD pathway
Cellular component (GO): endoplasmic reticulum membrane; Golgi membrane
Molecular function (GO): metal ion binding; ubiquitin protein ligase activity
Source: RefSeq, a predicted model, not a curated record